UGAGCAUCGGUGAUGAAAAGUAGAUUGGGCUUUUCAACAUAGAGAUGCGUAGGGCUAGAGCGACGCCAUAGAGAAUCUUGGUUAAUGCGCGGACGUAGAAAAGUGUAGACUCAUAUUCAUUGUCCAGCUCUCCGGUUGGACUCGGAAUUUUAAUUGGAAACUUUGCUUGCAUAAAAGCAUUUCCCGUAACCACCCGCAUGUGCUCCGAAAUUUGGGUUGAGUGUGGUCUUGGUGGAGAGGGUACUUUAUCCGUUGCUGUAUCUGACGUGCUUUGUAUGACGAUUUCUGUUCCACUAGAAAUCCUAAACAGCCGUCUACGGAAGAAUUGUAGAAGUGACGGUGGAGUUACUUCCUUUGCAGCGUUGUAAGGCACUGUUGUAGGACUGAUGAAGCCUUUCUAUUCUUUUUAAAAUGUAGUUUCAGGAGAGGCUGAUCACAGUAGGGGUGCAGGUGGAAGGUGAAACAUUCUUUACUGGAGCUGUUUUUGUGGUUUUGGCUGUUUUGGGGAAAUCGACCCUUCCCAACUGCUGUCCCACCAGCGGGGGUGGCGGCAUAGGAAAGUAAGUGGUAAAGUAGAGAAGAUACCGCCAUGGUUGAAAAUUCUCCAGCACCUUUGCCUGAAAGAGCUAUCUAUGGUUUUGUCCUUUACUUGGGCUCCCAGUUUGUCUUUAUUCUGUACCUUGUGUGGGCCUAUGUGCCUGAAUCCUGGCUGUUCUCAUUGGGGUUAACGUACUGGCCUCAAAAGUUCUGGGCUGUUGCUUUGCCUGUAUACCUUUUCGUUAGUUUGGUAAUAGGCUACAUACUACUCUUUGGUAUUAACAUGAUGAGCACUGCCCCCCUGAACUCCACACAUACCAUUACAGACCACUAUGCAAAGAAUCAAAAAUGGAAGAAACCCCAAGAAGAGGCCAUUCCUGCACUAAGAGAUAUUCCUAUCAGUGAAGUAAAUAAAAUGUUUUUUCUGACUGGCAGAGAGGUUUGUGGUAGAAAUUGAUGGGGGGGAAAUACCUUAUGUGCAUGUAUGUAUGUGGUUUUAAAACACACACCAAAAUAAAACCCCACCAUUGUAUAGAAAAUUAUGUAAAUGCUUGAGUAAAAAGUACUGCCAAUGAAGUGCUAAAAUACUUGUAUAUAAUCCCAUUGCAGUCAAGCAGGUGGCUCUAAAACAGGCCUGCUCAACUUAGGCCCCCCAGCUGUUUUUGAACUACAACUCCCAUAAUCCCCAGCCACAGUGGCCAAUAGCUAGGGAUUAUGGGAAUUGUAGGCCAACAUCUGCAGGAGGGCCGAAGUUGAGCAGCCCUGCUCUAAAAUGAAGCUGCAAUACUUAAUGUGUAUUUUCCAGGGACUGGGCAACCUCUUCCAGGCCAUCUCGUGCCUGCAAGCUAUAUACUACCUCUCUUUGACCAGUAAUGGUUCCCCACCUAACUACACUGCAGAUAUCCCUUGCACGUGCAGUGCAAUUAGGUGUAUCCUCUAUACCCCAGCAGAAGCUCUGUCUGAGCAGGUUCUCUCUUGCUAUAUCAUAUCUGGAGGCUUUAAAAUUAUUAUAUUUAUUUUAAAAGGAUUUAGCUCUGUGCCUCUGUUGGAGCACUGAACCAGGAAUCCAAAGUAAUCUUGUGUGAAUGUUUCAUUACUUGAAAAUGAGAUUUGUGGAUGUUGGUAGACCUUAAGGAUCAGAAGCCCUGUACUGAAUAAUAGAUUACAAUGUUGCUAACAGCUCCAAAAAUAUUUACCUUUAAACUAGAUCCUUUGACUUCUAAUCUAUUUUAUUUAUGGAUUUUAUUGUUUAAAGGGUUGAAAAGACAAACUCAACUCUAUUUGUUGCUGAAUUAGUUUUCAGAAACUUUCUCUUGCUGUUAACCACUUGUUCCACUAUACCUUGGUUUUUAUUACAUUAACAGUUUCCAAAAUGCUUAGUGUUGACUCUAUUCCCCAUUCCUCUUCUUUGCCAAAAUGGAUAUCCCAUUUCGUUUUAAAAAGCUCUGCCUUAUUAAAACAUCUACAAUUUC
Hemicordylus capensis (graceful crag lizard) is the source of this 2009-nucleotide messenger RNA. RefSeq names its product phosphatidylinositol glycan anchor biosynthesis class P (gene PIGP). The transcript is spliced from 5 exons. Gene Ontology annotation, biological process: GPI anchor biosynthetic process. The coding region runs from base 590 to 994 and encodes 134 amino acids. Gene Ontology annotation, molecular function: phosphatidylinositol N-acetylglucosaminyltransferase activity. Lineage: Eukaryota; Metazoa; Chordata; Lepidosauria; Squamata; Cordylidae. The record is from RefSeq and is a predicted model, not a curated record.